AUGAUCAACCUGGAAGAUUUGGUCUUGGAUGUUUCCCUUCUAUCCACGGUUCAUCCUCCUCAGAAGAAGAAAGUUACGCCUUCUAUGUCUAAAAAUGUCAAGACUUAUGGUAAGUCUUCUGAACCUAUAAUCCCUAUUAAAGAUAAGACUGUUGUUGAAGAAGAAUCUAGGUCUAAAGGGUCUGAAAUAAGAAACCCUAAUGUUCAAACAUCUUUGGCAAAAGAAUCUAGCCCUGAUAAUGAUUCUAGUGAAAAAUAUGAGGAAAGCGUACCUGAACAUGUUGCUCGUGAGAGAAGAACCAAGAGAUUACAGAGGCGUAAGGGAAAGGCAGUGGUGCUUGAAGAUUCUCCCUCCAGGGAAGUGAAGAGAAAAUCAGGUGGUUUGAAAGGUACUCCUUCUAGAAGCUCCAUCAGAAAAUAUCCUAUUGGGCCUACUAGAUCAUGGAGUAAAGUUGUUAUCCCUACUAGAAAUAGGAAAGCUGUCUAUUCUAGUGAAUCUGAGUUUGAUGUCGAAAAAGAUGUCCAGGACAUCACGCUUGUAAAAAGAUAUGCUAACAAGAAGCCUCAUGCUGCUACGCCUAAGGCUCCACUGGACAAUGCUUCUUUACAUUAUGUGAAGGAUGCUGAAAGGUGGAAGUAUGUUAUUCAGAGGAGGGUAGCCCUGGAAAUGGAAUUGGGUAAGGAUGCCCUUAAGUGUAAGGAGGUCGUAGAACUUACAGAAGUUGCUGGGUUGAUGAAGACUGUCACACAAUUUGGCCCUUGCUAUGAAAGCUUAGCCAAGGAGUUUGUGGUGACUAUUCCUGAUGGAUGUGAUGAUGCAAAGAGUGCUGACUAUGAAAAGGUGUAUGUGAGAGGAAAUGUUGUAACAUUAUCUCCAGCUGUGAUCAAUAAAUUUCUAGGAAGAACAGAAGUACCUCAGGUUGAGCUAGAGGUUACUAAUAAUCAGGUGUGCAAAGAGAUCAUGGCCAAGCAGGUUAGACAUUGGCCAAUCAAAGGGAAGCUGUCUGCUGGAAAGUUGAGUGUUAAAUAUGCCAUCCUUCAUAGGAUUGGGACUGCCAACUGGAUUCCCACUUAUCACACCUCGACCAUCUUUACUAGUCUUGGGAAAUUCAUUUAUGCUGUUGGAACAAGAAUAGCAUUUGACUUUGGAAAAUACAUCUUUGAACAAGUUUUGAAACAAGCAUUCUCUACUGCUGUAAAAAUGCCCAUAUGCUUUCAAUCCCUCAUUUGUGGAAUCAUCCUAAGCCAACAUCCUGGUAUUUUGCUGCCCAUUGAUAGUGUGAAGAAAAAGGAUUCUCCCUUAUCACUCCAUUACAAACUCUUUGCUGGAACACAUGUCCCAGAUAUUGUCUUAACAUAUUCUCAGCUGAAGGAAACUUGUAAAGAGCUGGAGGAUUCCAUCGGAUAUAACAAUGCAGCAAAGAUCAAACUUGAGAUAUUGAUGAAGGCUAUAAUGGAAGAAGAGAAGAAGGAAGUUGUACAGGAUGGUGAUGACAAUGAAGGAACUGAUGAUGACGACUAUGCUGGUGAGGAUGAUGCUGAUGAAGAGAAAGAAGAUAAAGGAGAAGAGUAUGCAAUAGCUGACUCAGAUAGUCAGGAAGAUAUCUGA
Lathyrus oleraceus (garden pea) is the source of this 1608-nucleotide messenger RNA. RefSeq lists its product as uncharacterized. Lineage: Eukaryota; Viridiplantae; Streptophyta; Magnoliopsida; Fabales; Fabaceae. The coding region runs from base 1 to 1608 and encodes 535 amino acids. The transcript has 4 exons. The record is from RefSeq and is a predicted model, not a curated record.